AUGUGGCAUCCUCGGUCGGUGUGCCUGUGGCUGCUGGAGCGCUUCCUCCACCUCCUGCUGAUCAAGAUGCUGUUCUACCUGUACAAGCUGGCGGUGGACAUCUUCCAGAACCUGUUCCUCAUCCGCUUCCACCUGGAGAAGAACUGCUUCUUCAUGGACGACCACCUCGUGAUGAUGAAUCCUGGAGACUUGGUGGAUGGACACAGGUGCUCUCGGCCUAUUCGUCCGAUCCGGACGGAGCGUCCCAUCAUGGAGCACGUUGCUCGCGGUUUGGAGGAAAGCGACGAGAGUGAGGGCAAUGACCACAAGGACGAGACGAGGGACUGUGGAACCGCUUCUCCUGGCUGUGCACUGUGUCGCUGCUGGCUGCUAGCUGCGGUCAAGCAGAGGCGAGAGAUUCACGAGCUCACGAAGGAGCUCCUCACAGCCGAAAGCGAGCUCUUCAAAGAGGAGCAGGGCCCAGAGCAGUACCUGGGGCUGCAUCAGCUAUGGGCAUAG
Molecule: messenger RNA, 498 nt
Organism: Symbiodinium pilosum
Lineage: Eukaryota; Dinophyceae; Suessiales; Symbiodiniaceae
Source: the annotation of a GenBank genome assembly